Messenger RNA from Penicillium robsamsonii, 1056 nucleotides. RefSeq lists its product as uncharacterized. The record is from RefSeq and is a predicted model, not a curated record. NCBI's taxonomy places the organism in Eukaryota, Fungi, Ascomycota, Eurotiomycetes, Eurotiales, Aspergillaceae. The coding region runs from base 1 to 1056 and encodes 351 amino acids. The transcript is spliced from 10 exons.
AUGCGGGUUCUAUGCGGGUCGGUAGAUAUAAUUGUCACACCUGAAGCUAAUGUCGGCAUCAAAAUUGGUGGCGGCAAGCUGGCCCAUGGUGACUAUGAUUCCUCGGACAAUGCCUUCCAUUACCGAUUUGGUGCCUACCUCCUCUAUAACCUCGGUUAUAAGGCUAAGGCCAACAUCCUGGGUUUCAUUGACUGGGCUUUGGCCCCUCGUAAAGCAUUUACGCCAGAUAACACGGUGACUUUGUACGAGAAGAAGGGCGCAAUCCCGAUGUCUUCGUCAGACAUGGAGACAAGAGACCUAUCACUCGAUAGCGCCAUCCAUCGGCGACAGGGAUCUGAAGCACUAUCCAUAAAUGCUACGAUGCCCUACCUUGAUGCAGCUAUGGGGCUCACUCGUCGCGAAGAUGGGAGUGCGGAUAAUCCCAAUGAUUCAGAGUUUUCUCUGCCAGGCUCUUACCCGCCUGGAACUUCCGGGUUCCAAGUGCCGGAGAUACGAUUCAACUGUGCGCAUCUCUCCAGACUGAAGCUUACCGGAGCUCGGGCCAGUAACCAGGGCAAGACCGCAGAGCAGAAUAACUGGCAUGGGCAAUGCCUUAUAAUGAUCGGUGACAUGAGCUCAAAUUGGAAAAUGCUAGACGCCGACACCGCUAAGAACGACGAUGUGGAAGACUUUUGGGUGCCAUGGAGAAACGACAUGCGGAACAAUGACAAGGAAUCAUGGACGUUCAAGAGAGACUAUCGUGCUACAUGGAUCACUGAUGGCUCCAAGCCUGACGACUGGUGGAACUUUGUUAGCCGCCGCUGGUACAGUGAAGGCUACGAGGGGGAUGCAGGAGGCGAGGCGAUCUUUUGCGCAAUGAAUCACUUCGGUCAGGAUAAUGUGUAUAAGUUGGAGACUGAAAAAGGGAAAAAGUAUAAUGGCUUCUGUCUUAGGAAUGACGGCUCAGGCAUGGCGAGCGACUGGCAACAAAUGCACAAUCUGGGCAAAUGCUUGAUCACAUUUGGCAACACACAGGGCCAAACCCCGGACUCGACCAAUACCAAGAGAGAUAGCUAA